This is a messenger RNA of Anoplophora glabripennis (Asian longhorned beetle), 2503 nucleotides long. Its product is annotated as calcitonin gene-related peptide type 1 receptor-like. Gene Ontology annotation, molecular function: peptide hormone binding; G protein-coupled peptide receptor activity. The record is from RefSeq and is a predicted model, not a curated record. Bases 7 to 1662 code for a protein of 551 amino acids. Gene Ontology annotation, cellular component: plasma membrane. Gene Ontology annotation, biological process: adenylate cyclase-modulating G protein-coupled receptor signaling pathway; cell surface receptor signaling pathway. Lineage: Eukaryota; Metazoa; Arthropoda; Insecta; Coleoptera; Cerambycidae. The transcript is spliced from 9 exons.
UUCGACAUGGCAAUGUGUGCGCUCAGGUUUUUUAUAGUUUUACUGUUCAAAGUAGUAAUUUUCACGCAACUGACAUUCGUUAACGCUCGAGAAGAAUUUUGCGGCUUAGAGGAAGAGACACCGAAAAAAUGCCUUUUACGUAAAUGGUACUAUGAUGAAAAACUAUGGAACCAUUUUGCUGGAUUUAAUUGUUAUAAUUUCACUGACACGUCGAGGCUCAGAUUUAAAUAUAACUUCACAGCUUACCCUGUUUUAUGUAGAAAUGAGAACACCACUAUACCAAUAGCUGUGUUAGAUGGCGUUCCAAUCACUUUUUUUGAUUUCACAAAUGAUACAGCGAUGUCAUACGUUAGAAAAUCAUUCAGAACAACGGCCUUAUUCAACAAUUUCCUAUCCUGCUGUUAUGAAUCAGUGGAUUGCUGUCAGAAUAAGAUGGAUGAGUACAAUAUCUGGCACAAUGAAACACACUGUCCAGCAAUAUGGGACGCUUGGACAUGUUUUCCUCCUACAAAAGCAAACACGAUUGCAAGACAACCAUGUAGUAGUCAGGCCUAUCAGUCUCCUGAACACGUCUGCCGAUUAGAAAGCCAAAAAGAAUGCAAGUGGAAUCCGACUUACAACUUAUCCAUUUGGGUAGAGAAGACUGAUUACAGUGUAUGCGCUAUAGCUCCAGUGUAUGAGAGAAGGCAUACCUACCACGUUGUAGCUCUUUGUGUCUGCACAGGCUUUUGCUUGCCUGCAAUAGUGAUAUUCUUCCUCUUUGAAAAACUUCGGCGGACAACCCGUGUCAUUCUUCACAGAAACUUAUUAAUCGCUAUCUGCAUAAGAAAUAUUUUAACUACUUUAACUAAAACAAUUAUUAUCUUGGAUGCUCUAAAAUCGGCAUCAGCUAGUAAUGAUGUAAUGGCAAACAAUGGAGUACCAUGUAGAAUUCUGGCAUUCUUCGAGUGCUGUGCGAAGAAUCUAAUUUAUGCUUGCAUGCUGGUGGAUGGAUUCUACUUGCAUAAAAUAAUAGUAAAGUCAUUUACGAAUGAAAUUCAUAUAAAGUAUCUAUAUGCUGCUGUGGCAGUAUUAACUCUGGUGCCCAGUAUGGCAUGGGCUAUCACGAAGGGAGCAUCUCACGGAGACAAUUGCUGGAUGGUAGACACCAAUGGGUACCAAUGGAUCAACGAUGGAUUUCGGAUAGCAGUUUUAGCCGUCAACACAUUCCUGCUGUUAGAUAUAAUAAGAAUCAUGUUACUGAAAAUGAAACAUGGGAACACUACGCGUCAGACAAAGUACAUAUAUCUAUACCAAAUUGGCAAUACCUUUACAGCCCGACAGAAAAAGAUUAUGCUGGCCGCCUUUCGAGCAACUCUGUUUUUAAUUCCCCUAUUUGGAAUUCACAUCUUAUUCACGGCAAAGAAAAUCGUAUAUGACGAUUCUUGUUUAGCGGAAGACGUUUACGAGUUCGCUAGAUAUACCAUGGAAGCAUUACAAGGAGUAUUUGUUGCGAUAUUAUUCUGUUAUGCUAAUGCGGAGGUUCACAAUGAAAUACGAAAUGGUUAUAGGAAGUUCGCCAUUUACUGCAAUCAAAAAUUUGGCUGGAAUUUAAAGACACAAACGCUUUAUAGGCGUAGAACAACUGCUGCCACUUAUGUUCAACCAGAAUAUGAUAAUUAAUACAGUUGUCAAGUUGAUUUUUAUUUAUUAUAUUAAAAAAAUACAUUCUUGUUACUGAUGCUAAUAUAGCCAAUAAGUUAGAAAAUUGCCAACAUAAUUUAUUGUGAAUUCUAAGUAUGAAGAAAUUAUGCAUUCCACUAAAUGCAGUUAGAGUAAAAUAUUUUAAUAUCGUUUGCUUAACACUACAUUUAGCUUUAAUUUUGAUAUUUUAUGUAGAUACUAGAAUUUAAUUUAUAAAAUGUUGAUGUCAAAGAUAUAGGAGAUGAGACUUUGAAAAAUAACUUAAACAUUAUUACCGUUCGUAAUUAAAACGUCUUAAAUGACAUUAUAAUUAUUUUGAAAAAAUUCUUUCGUCCAUCCGUCCGUUUCCGUUGCCUAUGAGUUUGUUUUUUAUAUAAACCUAUAAACAUGGGCGUAGCCAGUAGGGCAGGAGGUACAACCGAACAUUAAUUUAUUAUUUCUUCAGAAUAUCUAAAAAUACUUAACAAAUUAAAUUAUUUUAGCAAUAUAAUUUUCAUUCAUUUUAAUUUAUUAAUUUUUUCUUGUUUACCUCCGCAGUUUAAGUUACAUAAUUAAAAUGGAGUAAAUGGUCCAUGGUGAAAGUGCCUCAAUAAAAUAUUUUAGUCAACCAGUGUACACUCGGGGCUUUAUAAAUUAGCCCGGAUUAAAAAAACGUGGUUAUAACAAAUUUGAUAAAUAUUCUUGAUCUAUUUGUACACAACAUUUGAAUGUACUACCAGUAUAAUAGAACAUCUUGAAAUAGAAGGUUCCAAUAGAAAAAUUGCUAACUUCUCAGUUUCUACGUUUUAAAUAAUACGGCGGACCAAGUAUGUAUGAAAAA